AUGGGGGCCAAAGCAAUGACCGUGUCCAUAUGGAUUCUCAGUCUUUCAAUAUCCUGUGCUCUAGGUAUUGAAAUCACAAGGGGACGAGCUCGUGACCACAGCAAUACCAUCUGCAGCACUUGGGGUAAUGAAUACAUCAAGACUUUCGAUGGGGAUGUAUACCAGUUCCCCGGGACCUGCGUCUAUAACCUCGCCUCAGACUGCCAUGAAUCGUAUCUUGAGUUCUCCGUCCACAUGCGCCGCACCAACGAAGGGGGCCAUCCCACCAUCAAGGAGCUGGUGAUCAUGAUCAAAGAAGAGGUCAUCAUACUGACCCCAAAACUGGCAAUUGUCAACGAAGAACUUGUUAGCACCCCAUACUAUGGCUCUGGGAUCCUGGUGGAGAGAAAUGAAAUCUACACCAAGCUGUAUACUAAGCUGGGACUGACACUCAUGUGGAACGGAGAAGACGCCGUCAUGCUGGAGCUGGAUACCAAGUUUCAGAACCGGACCUGUGGUCUAUGUGGGGAUUACAAUGGACAGCAGCUCUUCAAUGAGUUUAUUUUCGAAGGAGACCCGCUGUCCCCCAUUGAAUUCGGGAAUCUGCAGAAAGUUCACCAGCCCAACGAGGAGUGUGAGGACACAGUCGAAGAGGAGACGAUGGCUGCCUGCACUCAAUACCGCGACAAAUGUGAGGAGAUGCUGACUGCCCGAAGCUGGUCCGACUGCUCCAGACGCUUGAACCUGGAGUCCUACAUCCACACCUGCAUGCUGGACAUGUGCAGCUGCACGGCCCCCAAGAAAGAGGACUGCAUCUGCAGCACCCUUUCCGAAUUCUCCCGGCAGUGCUCCCACGCUGGUGGCAAGCCCGACGACUGGAGGACUGACGCGCUGUGCCCCAAGAGCUGUCCUUUCAACAUGAUCUAUAAAGAGAGUGGCUCGCCCUGUGUGGACACCUGUUCCAACCGUGACACCAGCACUCUGUGUGAGGAGCACUUAAUGGACGGCUGCUUCUGCCCUGAAGGAACUGUGCUUGAUGACAUCACACAUUCCGGCUGCAUUCCUGUGAAUCGGUGCAAGUGCUCAAUGCAUGGCAAGACCUACAGCCCAGGAGAGAGGAUCAAGCAGCAGUGUGAAGAAUGUGUUUGCUCUUCAGCUAAAUGGGUGUGUAAAAACCUGCUCUGUCCUGGGACCUGUUCUGUGGAGGGAGGGGCCCACAUCUCCACUUUCGAUGAGAGACCCUACACCUUCCAUGGGGAUUGCUACUAUGUUCUGUCUAAGGACUGUGCUAAGGGUCACUUCUCCGUGCUGGGGGAGCUCGGACCCUGUGGGACGCAGGAACUGGACACCUGCCUGAAGACUGUGGUGCUGCUGCUGAACAAGGACUUGAGCAGCAGGAGUCAGCGUGUUCUGGUUAUUAAAGCAAAUGGGAAGGUUUUCCUACACAAUACAGAGAUCCAAUUACCCCACACAGCAGGAAACCUCCACAUCUUUAGACCUUCUUCCUUCCACAUCAUCCUGCAAACAGAGUUUGGGCUGCAGAUACAGGUGCAGAUGGUUCCCAUCAUGCAGGUCUACCUUACCCUGGAUCAGUCCUACAAAACACAAGUGUGCGGUCUCUGCGGAAACUUCAACGACAAGCACAGCGACGAUUUCAAGACUUUCCAAGGGAUGGUGGAGGGGACGGCUUCAGCUUACGCCAACUCCUGGAAAGCCCAGGCCAGCUGCCCGGACAAGACUGACCGCCUGGACGACCCCUGCUCUAUCAGCAUGGAAAACGAAAACUAUGCUGAGCACUGGUGUUCUGCCUUGAUGAAGGAUGACUUCUCCAAAUGCCAUACUGUGGUGGACCCCGAGGAAUAUUACAGGAGAUGCAAGUAUUCCAGCUGUAACAGUGAGAAGAGUGAGGACUUCUUGUGUGCCGCCAUCUCUUCGUACAUCCGAGCCUGUGUUGCAAAGGGGGUUCAGCUGCAAGGCUGGAGAAGCAGUGUCUGUGAUAAGCAUAUAAGCAGCUGCCCAGCGUCUCAGAACUUCUCUUACGCGCUGCGAGGCUGCCAGCGCACCUGCCGGUCUCUGAGUUCAGGACAGGAGGGCUGCUCUGUGGAUUUCGUGCCCGUGGACGGGUGCUCCUGCCCACAGGGUCUGUACCAGGAUGAGCAGGGGACCUGUGUGCCAAAGGCGAGGUGCCCAUGCCUUCACAAUGGAGAGCUGAUUAAACCCGGAAAGUCUAUCAAAAUACAGGAUGAACGAUGCACCUGCAUCAAUGGAAAUUUCCACUGUAUUUCUGAAAACAUGAUGUCAAAAUGUAAGUACCCUUCACCUUGUAUUCAUAUGUUGUUUGUUGUUCUAGAUUGUCCUUCCUCAAUGGUCUACUUCAGCUGCAACAACGCCGAACCUGGAGCUUCAGGAAUAGAGUGCCAAAAAACCUGCCAGAAUCUCAAUCGGGAUUGUUACCAAGUGGGGUGUAAAUCCGGAUGUAUGUGCCCUGAUGGUUUGAUCGCUGACGGACGAGGGAACUGCGUUCAUGAACAUCAGUGCUCUUGUCUGCACGACGGAAGACAUUAUGCCACGGGCGCGCAAAUACGAGAGAAAUGCAACUUAUGCACCUGUAAGAGUGGCACCUGGCAUUGCACACGCAACGAAUGCCACAGAACCUGCACCAUCUACGGCAGCGGACACUACAUCACCUUUGAUGCGAGGCGGUAUGAAUUCGAAGGGGACUGUGGGUACAUUGCAACCCAGGACUACUGUGGAGAUAAUUCUGGGAAUGGCACAUUCAGAGUAAUUACCGAAAAUGUUCCCUGUGCAAAAAAAGGGACAACUUGUUCAAAAUAUGUCAAAAUUUUCAUUGGGAGAACUGAACUGACGCUAGCUGAUGGAAAGUAUGAAGUAAAGGAUCUGGGUGUAGGAAAAAAGGUGACGUUUACGGUCCGUACCAUUGGUCUGUACAUCGCCAUUGAGGCCAGCAACGGGCUUGACGUGUUAUGGGACCAGAAAACAACAGUCUAUAUCAUUCUAAGCCCGCAGUACAAGGGAAAAGUGUGUGGCCUGUGCGGUAACUACGACGACAACGCCAAGAACGACUUCACCACCCAGGGCCAGCUGCAGGUGGCGAACCCCAUGGAGUUUGGGAACAGCUGGAAGAUUCAGAGCUCCUGUCCCGACGUAUUGAACGAUACCAACCCCUGCGUCAUCAACCACCACUGGCACAACCGGGCAAAGCUGCACUGCAGCAUCAUCAAGGGCAAGACGUUCAAAGACUGCCACCAGAAGGUGGAUUUCACUCCAUACUACGAUGCCUGUGUCCAUGACUCCUGUUCCUGUGACUCUGGUGGAGACUGCCAGUGUUUCUGCACUGCCGUCGCCUCAUACGCUGCCGCGUGUAAUUCAGCUGGGGUUUGUGUCAACUGGAGGACCCCUGAUAUCUGCCCAAUGUUUUGUGAUUACUAUAACCCUCCCGACGAGUGUGAAUGGCACUACCAAGCCUGCGGGAGCCCCUGCUUUAAGACCUGUCUGAACCCAGAAGGAAUCUGCAACACCACGCUCCCCAACCUGGAGGGUUGCUUCCCAAAAUGCCCCCCGGAAGCACCAAUAUACGAUGAACACAAAAAAAUCUGUGUAGAAAAGUGUGAAUGUUACAUCAAUGGCACCCACUAUGAACCAGGGGAGACUGUUCCUACAGAAGAUAACUGCAAGAAUUGUGUUUGUUUGCCAUCAGGAGAAUUGGAAUGUAAUGAAAUCGCCCUACUUGCUGCCCAUGCUGCCCUCCUCACUGCCCACCUCGCUGUCCUCCUUGCUGCCCAUGCUGCCCUCCUCGCUGUCCUCCUCGCUGCCCAUGCUGCCCUCCUCACUGCCCAUGCUGCCCUCCUCGCUGCCCUCCUCACUGCCCAUGCUGCCCAUGCUGCCCUCCUCGCUGUCCUCCUCACUGCCCAUGCUGCCCUCCUCGCUGCCCAUGCUGCCCUCCUCACUGCCCAUGCUGCCCUCCUCACUGCCCUCCUCACUGCCCAUGCUGCCCAUGCUGCCCUCCUCGCUGCCCUCCUCGCUGCCCAUGCUGCCCUCCUCGCUGCCCAUGCUGCCCUCCUCGCUGUCCUCCUCACUGCCCAUGCUGCCCUCCUCACUGCCCAUGCUGCCCUCCUCGCUGCCCAUGCUGCCCUCCUCGCUGCCCCCCUCGCUGCCCAUGCUGCCCUCCUCGCUGUCCUCCUCGCUGCCCAUGCUGCCCUCCUCACUGCCCAUGCUGCCCUCCUCGCUGCCCAUGCUGCCCUCCUCGCUGCCCCCCUCGCUGCCCAUGCUGCCCUCCUUGCUGCCCAUAUUGCCCUCCUCGCUGCCCCCCUCGCUGCCCAUGCUGCCCUCCUUGCUGCCCAUAUUGCCCUCCUCGCUGCCCCCUCGCUGCCCAUGCUGCCCUCCUCACUGCCCUCCUCGCUGCCCAUGCUGCCCUCCUCACUGCCCACCUCGCUGUCCUCCUUGCUGCCCAUGCUGCCCUCCUCGCUGCCCAUGCUGCCCUCCUCACUGCCCACCUCGCUGUCCUCCUCGCUGCCCAUGCUGCCCUCCUCACUGCCCUCGCUGUCCCUGCUGCCCUCCUCGCUGCCCUCCUCGCUGCCCUCCUCGCUGCCCAUGCUGCCCUCCUUGCUGCCCCCCUCGCUGCCCAUGCUGCCCUCCUUGCUGCCUAUAUUGACCUCCUCGUUGCCCUCCUCGCUGCCCUCCUUGCUGCCCUCCUUGCUGCCCUCCUCGCUGCCCAUGCUGUCCUCCUCGCUGCCCUCCUCGCUGCCCAUGCUGCCCUCCUCGCUGCCCAUGCUGUCCUCCUCGCUGUCCUCCUCGCUGCCCAUGCUGCCCUCCUUGCUGCCCAUAUUGACCUCCUCGUUGCCCUCCUCGCUGCCCAUGCUGUCCUCCUCGCUGUCCUCCUCGCUGCCCAUGCUGCCCUCCUCGCUGCCCAUGACACCAGAGUCAAUAACAACCACAACUACAGAGUCAACAACAACACCAACAACCACAACUACAACCACAACUACCGGGCCAACAACAACAACACCAACAACCACAACUACAACCACAACUACUGGGCCAACACCAACACCAACCACAACUACCGGGCCAACACCAACACCAGAGUCAACAACCACAACUACAGAGUUAACAACAACACUAACAACCACAACUACAACCGCAACCACCGGGCCAACACCAACACCAACCACAACUACCGGACCAACACCAACACCAGAGUCAACAACAACACCAACAACCACAACUACAACCACAACUACUGGGCCAACACCAACACCAACCACAACUACUGGACCAACACCAACACCAGAGUCAACAACAACACCAACAACCACAACUACAACCACAACUACAGGGCCAACACCAACACCAACCACAACUACCGGACCAACACCAACACCAGAGUCAACAACAACACCAACAACCACAACUACUGGGCCAACACCAACACCAACCACAACUACCGGACCAACACCAACACCAGAGUCAACAACAACACCAACAACCACAACUACAACUACCGGGCCAACACCAACACCAACCACAACUACCGGACCAACACCAACCACAACUACCGGGCCAACACCACCACCAGAGUCAACAACAACACCAACAACCAUAACUACAGAGUCAACAACAACCAGAACUACAGAGUCAACAACAACACCAACAACCACAACUACAACCACAACUACCGGGCCAACACCAACACCAACCACAACUACCGGACCAACACCAACCACAACUACUGGGCCAACACCAACACCAGAGUCAAUAACAACCACAACUACAGAGUCAACAACAACACCAACAACCACAACUACAACCACAACUACCGGGCCAACAACAACAACACCAACAACCACAACUACAACCACAACUACUGGGCCAACACCAACACCAACCACAACUACCGGGCCAACACCAACACCAGAGUCAACAACAACCACAACUACAGAGUUAACAACAACACCAACAACCACAACUACAGAGUCAACAACACCAACAACCACAACUACAACCACAACUACUGGGCCAACAACAACAACACCAACAACCACAACUACAACCACAACUACCGGGCCAACUCCAACACCAACCACAACUACCGGACCAACACCAACACCAACCACAACUACCGGGCCAACACCAAUAACCAUAACUACAGAGUCAACAACAACACCAACAACCAUAACUACAACCACAACUACCGGGCCAACACCAACACCAACCACAACUACCGGACCAACACCAACACCAACCACAACUACCGGGCCAACACCAACCACAACUACUGGGCCAACACCAACACCAACCACAACUACCGGGCCAACACCAACACCAGAGUCAACAACAACCACAACUACAACCACAACUACCGGGCCAACACCAACACCAACCACAACUACUGGGCCAACACCAACACCAACCACAACUACCGGGCCAACACCAAUAACCAUAACUACAGAGUCAACAACAACACCAACAACCAUAACUACAACCACAACUACCGGGCCAACACCAACACCAACCACAACUACCGGACCAACACCAACACCAACCACAACUACCGGGCCAACACCAACCACAACUACUGGGCCAACACCAACACCAACCACAACUACCGGGCCAACACCAACACCAGAGUCAACAACAACACCAACAACCACAACUAAAACUACCGGGCCAACACCAACACCAACCACAACUACAGGGCCAACAACAACACCAACAACCACAACUUCAGAGUCAACAACAACACCAACAACCACAACUACAACUACCGGGCCAACACCAACACCAACCACAACUACCGGGCCAACACCAGCCACAACUACUGGGCCAACACCACCACCAGAGUCAACAACAACCACAACUACAACCACAACUACCGGGCCAACACCAACACCAACCACAACUACCGGGCCAACACCAACACCAACCACAACUACCGGGCCAACACCAACACCAACCACAACUACUGGACCAACACCAACACCAGAGUCAACAACAACCACAACUACAACCACAACUACCGGGCCAACACCAACACCAACCACAACUACUGGGCCAACACCAACACCAACCACAACUACCGGGCCAACACCAACACCAACCACAACUACUGGACCAACACCAACACCAGAGUCAACAACAACACCAACAACCACAACUACAGAGUCAACAACAACACCAACAACCACAACUACAGAGUCAACAACAACACCAACAACCACAACUACAACUACCGGGCCAACACCAACACCAACCACAACUACCGGGCCAACACCAACACCAACCACAACUACCGGGCCAACACCAACACCAACCACAACUACUGGACCAACACCAACACCAGAGUCAACAACAACCACAACUACAACCACAACUACCGGGCCAACACCAACACCAACCACAACUACUGGGCCAACACCAACACCAACCACAACUACCGGGCCAACACCAACACCAAACACAACUACUGGACCAACACCAACACCAGAGUCAACAACAACACCAACAACCACAACUACAGAGUCAACAACAACACCAACAACCACAACUACAGAGUCAACAACAACACCAACAACCACAACUACAACUACCGGCUGUCCAGAUUUAGACCCCCCACGAUACCUAAAUGAAACGUUUUGGCUCUGUAACUGCACCAUGGCGAAAUGCCUUGAAAAUAAUACAGUCGUCAUCGUCCCAUACGAAUGCCCUCCUCUAGUGAAGAUCAACUGUACCAAUGGAAGAGAACCGGUUUUGAAGUAUGAUGAAAAGUUGUGCUGUCCAUAUUAUGAGUGUGAUUGUCAUUGCAAUGGCUGGGGAGACCCCCACUACACAACCUUUGACGGAGUGUACUACAGUUAUCAAGGGAACUGCAGCUACGUGCUGGUGGAGGAGAUCACCCCCAAAUUUGAUAACUUUGGGGUUUAUAUUGACAACGUCCACUGUGACAUCCGAGACCAGGUGUCCUGCCCUCGCUCCAUCAUCGUCACCUUCGACACUCUGUUUGUCGAGCUCAGGAACACUGAAACUGGAGGCCGUGUGAAGUUACAGGUGCUGGUUAAUAAACAUGUAGUUUCUCUGCCAUUUGCCAAAUACGGGAUGAAGAUAUACAGCUCCAAGAUGUACAUUUUUGUGGAGAUACCUGAAAUAAAAGCAGUAAUCAGUUUCAGUGGCAUCGCCUUCACCAUCGAUCUGCCCUACCACAUAUUCGGAAACAACACCCAGGGACAAUGUGGAACUUGCACUAACAACCAGGCUGAUGACUGCAUGCUUCCCGGAGGGCAGCUUAUUAAUGACUGUGCAGUGAUGGCUGACUACUGGCCUGUGAAAGACCCCAACAAGGUGGACUGUGUGUCUCCAUCAUUGGUGCCCACCAACCGUCCACCCAGUCCCACUGUUCCUGCCAUCACACCCUGUGUCCCAGACUCGCUGUGCAGCCUCCUCAAGAGCAGUGUGUUUGCAGAGUGUCACAGACACAUCCCAGUAGAUAAUUUCUUCCAGGCCUGUGUGUUUGACGGAUGCCACGUGCAGAAUUCGUCCAUUGAAUGCUCUAGUUUACAGACAUACGCCUCCAUGUGUGCCUCAGCAGACAUCUGCAUAGACUGGAGAAGCUUGACCCACGGGAAAUGCCCCUCCAACUGUUCUCCUAACAUGGUUUACAAACCCUGUGGGCCUGCUGAACAGCCCUCUUGCGCACUUAGCUCUUUUGGUUCAGUUGAAAAGGAAGGCACUCCAAUGAUAAGUGAGGGCUGCUUCUGCCCUGAAGGCUCCAUGCUCUUCAGCCCUAACUCUGAAGUUUGUGUGAAGAAAUGUGGGUGUCUGGACCCUCAUGGUGUGCCUCGUGAGUUUGAUGAGAAAUUCGAGCAUAACUGCCAGGAUUGUGUGUGCAGCCGUGACACGUACGGGGUCCAGUGCUCCCCACGGGAAUGUCCAGCAAACACAGAUCUGACCUGUACUGGGCUGGGCUUCAUCAUGGUGAACGAGACCAGCCUGGAGGAUCCCUGCUGCCACCAGCUCAUCUGCAGAUGCAACAUUAGCUUGUGCUCAUCAAAUGACCCCACUUGUGAACUGGGAUUCAAACCCUUAAUGACAGUUAAGAGUGGAGAAUGCUGCCCAACCUAUACCUGUGUACCAAAGGGUGUCUGUGUGCACAACUACGUGGAAUAUAUGCCUGGUGGAAAAGUCCCAGUCAAUGAGUGCCAGGUCUGCACCUGCACUGAAAAAGUUGACCUUAAAACCAAACUCAACGUCAUUUCCUGCAUCACCAUACCAUGCAACUACACCUGCGAGCCAGGUUUUAAGAAUGUUGAGUCUCAGACUGAAUGCUGUGGCAAAUGCAUCCAGAACCAGUGUGUUGUUCACAUUCAAGAUGGAGCCACUCAUUUACUGGAGCCUGGACAGACGUGGUCUCCCCCUGACAACAAGUGUGCUCUGCACGGAUGCAUGAAGAUCAAAGACAGCUUCAUUUCAACUCUCGCCAACAUCGCGUGCCCUCCGUUCCACGAGACCAACUGCCAGCCCGGAACCAUCGAAACCACUCUAGACGGCUGCUGUAAGACAUGUAUUGAGAAACAGAAGGACUGCAAGCUGACGACAGUCAAUAGCUACAUCACCUAUCGGGGCUGCCAGUCCACUGAGAAGAUCGCGAUAAUGCAUUGCGCGGGCACCUGCGGGACCUUCUCCAAAUAUUCCUCUGAGGCUGCCUACAUGGAGCACAAGUGCAGCUGCUGCCAGGAGGCGAAGACUCACAACGUGAGCAUUGUGCUGUCCUGCCCCGGUGGAAAGAGCCUGCCUUACACCUACAUCCAGACUGACCAGUGUGACUGCGUCACCACCUCCUGUGAGCCUUUACGCAGCGUGCAGACAGAGGCUCUUCCAAAUAAGAAAAGCCGUCGAUCAGUGCAGAGACCAUGAGUGAAAACAGAGCUCCACAAGCAUGACCUGGAAAGACAGACCACCCUCCCUCUCUCGAAACCUACGCAGCAGCAUAAUCUAGAUAGAUUUAGAAAAACACAGCCUUGCACAAAAUUAUGAGCGUUAUGUAUUUUUUUUUCCUGCUUUGCAAAAAGAAAUAGUUCCUAUUUAUUGUUCUAUUGUUAAUAUUAGGAAUGUCCAACUGACCUUUUUUUUAUUUUAACCUUUUUUUUUUUGCUUAAAAUCCUAAAAUCAAUGCAGCUUUGCUUCCAACCCCAAUAAAAUCCAA
This is a messenger RNA of Acipenser ruthenus (sterlet), 10195 nucleotides long. Its product is annotated as mucin-2-like. The coding region runs from base 1 to 9906 and encodes 3301 amino acids. Gene Ontology annotation, cellular component: extracellular matrix. The record is from RefSeq and is a predicted model, not a curated record. NCBI's taxonomy places the organism in Eukaryota, Metazoa, Chordata, Actinopteri, Acipenseriformes, Acipenseridae. The transcript has 50 exons. Gene Ontology annotation, molecular function: protein binding.